Molecule: messenger RNA, 1482 nt
Organism: Fusarium subglutinans
Lineage: Eukaryota; Fungi; Ascomycota; Sordariomycetes; Hypocreales; Nectriaceae
Exons: 3
Coding region: 1-1482 (493 amino acids)
Biological process (GO): SNARE complex assembly
Cellular component (GO): lytic vacuole; endosome
Molecular function (GO): SNARE binding
Source: RefSeq, a predicted model, not a curated record
AUGGACUGCGAUAUCUGUCAUCGCAUUCACGACGCAGAGCGUCUUCCUUUUCUCUGCACUGUGGACGCCAGGAACUCGCUUCUCGAUGGUCGCAUAAGCAAUGUGGAACUUCUCCUGCAAAACGAGAGUCUCCAAAAUGAAAUAAACGAGCUAUUAGAUGAGACGAGCACACCAAACAAGUUUCACAGAGAAUCACUACAGGCGCAACAGCGAUCAGCCGAAGAUAGGACUACCCAAAUUUUGGCCGCUGCCGAUAAGCUGAGAAAUGACAUCAAAGCUGCCAGAGAGGAGAUCCAGGCCCGGAAAGCUGCGCUCUCUCGUCGCAAGUCGGAUAUUGCAGCUGUAUCUGGUGGCCUGGUUGAGCGCAGAGUGAAACAGCAAAAGGACAUAGAAACGGACAUUGGCAGACUUAAGUAUAAGUGGUCUCGCAGUGCUGGCGAUAUGGCUCGUACACGAUCAUUUCUUUGUAUGGAGGCAGCCCGGCUAUAUGGACUUGAACGUGUCAAAGAAGACUCUACUGGCAAAUAUGAGUAUUACCUUGGCGGAAUCCCCGUUGUUGAUUUGGCCACAAUGAACUCAUCAACACCAGAGAUGAUUUCAACAUCUCUCAGUCACAUUUGUCAUAUCCUUAUGCUCGUAUCACACUAUCUUUCAAUCCGUCUUCCUGCGGCAAUUACUCUUCCUCAUCGCGACUACCCGCGGCCAACUAUCUUCAAUCUCUCUGCUUCUCACAGGUCUGGGGAUCCAGUAUUUCCUAGUCAGACAGGAGUAGGGAAUCCUUCUCACUCCGGAGACACAGAGUCUCAGCGUGUUUCACGUCCAAGACCUCUUUUCAUUGACAAGCCACCAGCGCUGUUGGCCAAGGAAGAUCCAUCAACCUUCUCAUAUUUCAUAGAAGGUGUGACUCUGCUCGCCUACAACAUCGCCUGGGCUUGCAGUACGCAAGGUGUUUCGAUAGGUGAUAGGACUCACUUUGAGGACAUUUGCAAUAUGGGCCGCAAUUUACACGAGCUCCUCACAAAUCAUCAAAAUGUUGGUGGAAACAUCUAUCCUUUAUCAUCUAACAAGAAGGAUCCGAGCGCAUUCAAGAAUGAUACCGAUACGCAUGCCAGCCGCAUGGGACAAUAUUCCCACGGCACAACUUUCUACUACCUCGGCGGAGCUGAAGGCACCGAGUUCAGUAAGACGUUCAAGCUUCCUGGCCCGAUCAAAUUGGCCGACAAGCUGAAGAAGAAGCUGCUCAGUGAGGCGCCUGCCCCUGACUGGGAAGUUCUGGAUGAUGAUGCAUGGAAAGUUGAAGAAGAGGUUGUUGAUACGAAUCAACCCAAUAAAGAUUUGCUAGGUAGCGAUAAGAAUUCCCCGCGUCGGGGAACGAGUGGGUGGAUGAAGCAUAUUAGUACUUCAACACCCAAGAACGGCAAAAAGUGUGGUUCCGCCCGGGAUCGAACCGGGGACCUUCUCGGUGUUAACGAGAUGCCAUAA